This is a messenger RNA of Alosa alosa (allis shad), 3337 nucleotides long. It is a transcript of the gene samd11, whose product is annotated as sterile alpha motif domain containing 11. The record is from RefSeq and is a predicted model, not a curated record. Lineage: Eukaryota; Metazoa; Chordata; Actinopteri; Clupeiformes; Clupeidae. Gene Ontology annotation, molecular function: protein binding; DNA-binding transcription activator activity, RNA polymerase II-specific; RNA polymerase II cis-regulatory region sequence-specific DNA binding. Gene Ontology annotation, biological process: positive regulation of transcription by RNA polymerase II.
GCGAAGAGUGCAAAUCUUGUUUGGUCUGGGUCUAUGAACUAAAGCGUGACUUUAACGAUAUAUACAGGGUUAAAAAAACAAGCCUUGCAAAUGUCUCGUUAGCCUUAGCCAUUAGUUUCAAUCGAGUACUUAAAAAAGGACAGAGGAUGGAUAAUUAUUAACAUAAUACUGCCAGGCAUUCAAUAGCAACUUUUCUUUUACUAAAGCUAGUGUAAUGUCCUUCUCUGACAGUAUAAAUCGUAACCUCAUUACCAAUCUAUCAUGAGACUUGAAUUAAGUUGGCAUGUUUAUGGUGACAUAUAAAAGCGCGAAAUAGGAUGUUUCAGCGUUUUUGUCAAUAAAGGAAAUAAAAGCACUCGUGAGAAAAUAUUUGAAACUACGACACGACUCCUUAAAAUCCAUCUUCAAAUCGAUGGGGGAUCAAUAAUCACUGAACCAACAUAAUGACCACGGCGAGAAUCUCUUCUAGAUGUCAUGCAUUAGCUGUACGAGUCCGAUUAGACGUGGUAGGCUGGAGCUCGGUGAAAGCCGUCAUGCAAGUGAAGCUGUGAGCCCAGCGGAGAGCGAGGCUGUUCAGAACUGGGAACUGGUGAAUGGCAAUCUGUUGGUGAACUUACGCGGACGGCUGUCAGACGGCGACACGGGAGCCUUGCGUAAAACAAAGUGGAGCGCCUACAAGUCUGGAGCUAACCAACUCCGUAAAGAGGAUACACAAGUUGGGUCGGACGAACUGCUAAUCACUUGUUACCAGCGCUACGCUGUUAGUAACAUGCCUGCCAUCAAAAAGGAGAGGCUGGAUGGGGAAGAUAUGGCAUUAGCUGCCUUCAACCAUCCCGAAUACCUGGCCCCUUUAAAUGCCACCGCUAUCCCCGUGGUGACCCCUCAUCCUCCGCCGUACGACCACAUUUUCGCCCAUCAUCGCGCUUACUUGGGGCUACACGACACAACGCUGCAUCACCAGAGCCUCCACCACCACCCGGACGACUUAAUGCUGGAGAGAUUCUCCUCCAUCCCGGACUUUCAGCCGUUUUUUGACAACGGGGAACCGUGUAUCGAAGUGGAAUGCGGGGAGAACAAGGCAUUACUCUAUAUUAACAAACUGUGUCAGGGCAGUAAGGGACCCUCAAUCAAAUAUCGGGGUGAGUGGCUAACCCCGAACGAGUUCCAGUUUGUGAGUGGACGGGAGACUGCAAAAGACUGGAAACGAAGUAUCAGACAUAAAGGAAAGAGCUUGAAGACCCUUAUGUCCAAAGGAAUCUUACAGGUACACCCUCCAAUCUGUGAUUGCCCUGGCUGUCGGAUUUCAUCUCCAGUGAACCGUGGGCGUUUGGCAGAGAAGCGUACCGUCCCCCUCCCCCCAACCCGCAUCCCCAAGAAGGAGUUGGCCUCCAUCUUCAGCAGCGACGAUAGCGAGGGCAGCGAGCGUGCCAGCGGAGACCAUGCCGACAUCAAGCAGGAGGAUGACCUGCACUACAGUAUCAUGAGAAAGAGUCGUGACAGUGACCUCUCAACGAUCAUCUCCAACCUGCACAACACCCGACAGCACGGCAUGCCCGAGGGCCAGCCCUGCACCGACAUCAACAACCUUGGCCCCGGACAGGCAGAUGACAUUUUAGGCAAGAGGAGAGCAUAUUCACCCAACAGCAGCAGCGAGUGCGCUUCCGAGAGCAAGAAGUCCCGAAGUGUGUCUCCUAAAGAGAACUCACACACCCCUGUGUUGGAGCCGGGAAGUCACAUGACCCCCGAGGAGCACUACCGGCGGAUGAUGUCAGCGCUCAACGAGCACGGCUCUUAUGAGGAGCAGCAGCAACGCCUCUACCAGCUGGCCAACAACAUGGGCGUCCCCAGCCACGGAGAGCUGCUGCGGGUGCGUCAGGAGGCCAUGGCCGCCGUGAGGAACCCCGGGGCGAUGGAGGCCCACCUGCCCUCCGCCGGCAGCUCCUCCAGCCAGCGCCGCAAGCAGGGUCUGCCCCAGCACCGCGACGCCCACUUCAGUGAGAGAGAGAUGUCCCAUCCUCCCCCGCUGCUGUCCCCUCAGAAUGCCCCUCACAUCGCCCUGGGCCCUCACCUUCGACCUCCAUUCCUGGGGAUGCCCUCUGCACUCUGCCAAGCGCCAGGCUAUGGCUUCCUGCAGCCGGCCCAGGCCGAGAUGUUCGCACGUCAGCAGGAGAUGCUGCGCAAACAGAACCUGGCCAGGUUAGAGAUGUCCGCAGAGCUGUUGCGUCAGAAGGAGCUGGAGAACCUGCACCGGCAGCGCCUGCUGUCGGACCCACUGGGGCUGCACGCGGGCCUGCCGCCCGAGCACCCGGCGCUGCGCAGCCUGCAGGACAUCCCCGAGGGCCACCCGCUACGUGUGAGCCUGGAACCGCCCAUGGCGCCGGCGCUGGUGCUGCAUAGCAACACGCCGCUGCUCUCGCUCAACCACCAGGGGGCCUCGCAGCAGGCCGCCACGCCCUCCAAGGAGUCCUCGUCGGCGUCGGCCCUCCGCGCCAGCAGCGCGCCGGUGCGGAAGGCGUGCUGGGAGACUCGAGGGUAGGCCUACAACGGAGGGCUUACCGAGGGAAAGGAGAUUAUGAGGGAACGCCGCGACAUCGGACGGGCGGCUAAUUUAAGAGAUGAAGGGAUCCAGACAGCGAUGGCGAGGGGGGUGGGCGCUGGAGGAAGGCGGCGGAAGUCGUCCGGACGGCCCGCGGGCCGAACUGGGACGGUUGCCUGCACCCGGGGACGGGCCGAGGUCGGGGCAGGCUGGCAUGAAGGAGCUGGCGAGCUCCGGGUCGCCCUCGGCCCGUGCAGCCUAGGCACAGCUGAGUCGCCCAACCACCACCUCUACGCCCCGGGCCUGGGCAAGAGUGAGGCCAAGUACCUGCCUGCCGGAGUCAUGCCCCCGCUGCCAACGCUGCCAGGCCACGCGCUGCCCUUCGGCUUUCCCUACGCCAAUCCCUACUUCCACUCGGGCGCCAUGGGAGGUCUGUUCCUGGACGGGGAGGAGGCCGUGCCGCUGGAGGACAUCAGCAAGUGGACGGUGGAGGAGGUGUGCAGCUUCGUGGGCAGCCUUCCGGGCUGUGCCGAGUACACGCAGGUGUUCAGGGAGCAGGCCAUCGACGGAGAGACUCUGCCCCUGCUGACCGAGGAGCACCUGCUCAACAACAUGGGCCUAAAGCUGGGCCCGGCCCUUAAGAUCCGCUCACAGGUGGCACGGCGCAUUGGCAGGAUAUUCUACAUGACCAGCUUCCCGCUGGCUCUCCCGCUGCCGCCAUCUGCACUGCGCCCCCCGGACCGGGACCCCCUGCCCAUGGCCAGCGGCCCCCCCUAAAGCACCUCCUCCCCUACAAGCUGA